AGGUCUCGGGCCCUCAGGCGGAGCGGCGGGCGCCGGACCCCCAGGUGGAGCGACAGGUCUCGGGCCCUCAGGCGGAGCGGCGGGCGCCGGACCCCCAGGCGGAGCGACAGGUCUCGGGCCCUCAGGCGGAGCGGCGGCGCCGGACCCCCAGGCGGAGCGACAGGUCUCGGGCCCUCAGGCGGAGCGGCGGGCGCCGGACUCCCAGGCAGAGCGACAGGUCUCGGGCCCUCAGACGGGGCGGGCGGGCGCCGAACCCCCAGGCAGAGCGACAGGCCUCGGGCCCUCAGGCGGAGCGGCGGGCGCUGGACCCCCAGGCGGAGCGACAGGCGGGGCGGCGGGCGCGGGACCCCCAGGCGGAGCGACAGCUCUGGGGCCCCCAGGCGAAGCGGCGGGCACCGAGUCACCAGGCACGACAGUGGGCUCCGAGUCAACUGGCAUGACCGCUGGCACUGGGUCAGACAUUGGAUCGUCUGGCUGGACAGCGGGCAUCGGGUCACCAGGCAUCAGGUCAUUUGGCUCGAC
Messenger RNA from Staurois parvus, 522 nucleotides. Lineage: Eukaryota; Metazoa; Chordata; Amphibia; Anura; Ranidae. The record is from the annotation of a GenBank genome assembly.